This is a messenger RNA of Oreochromis aureus, 2584 nucleotides long. Its product is annotated as proteinase-activated receptor 1-like. The transcript has 2 exons. Gene Ontology annotation, cellular component: membrane. Gene Ontology annotation, molecular function: thrombin-activated receptor activity. NCBI's taxonomy places the organism in Eukaryota, Metazoa, Chordata, Actinopteri, Cichliformes, Cichlidae. Gene Ontology annotation, biological process: positive regulation of blood coagulation; positive regulation of Rho protein signal transduction; phospholipase C-activating G protein-coupled receptor signaling pathway. The record is from RefSeq and is a predicted model, not a curated record. Bases 149 to 1459 code for a protein of 436 amino acids.
GUGUCUCUAAGUGGAGUUUGCUCUGACUGGUGGAGGAGCACGUUUGGAACAGACUGGUUGGACUUCGGGCAGAACACAUUUACUUGAAAUGAACAUUCAGCAGUAGGAACGUGAACGAAGAUUGAAUGAAUUUAACACCAUUGUCCUAAUGGCCAUGGUUUUAGUGUCUCGGAAACAUUUUCUGUGGGUUCUGUUGUGUGCAUGUGCCUUUCCUGCAGGCAACAAUGGCACUUCAAACAAUACUAGAGGACCGGACGGAGCAUCUGGAGCAGGUUUUCAAUAUCCUGAGCCCGCAGUUAAUAAAUCAUCAAAUGAAACAUUUUUAAGAGAUGGACUUUCCGAACAGGCACUGAAGUUUCUAAAUGGCACUGUGUCCACCAUCCUUUUACCUUGCUUCUACACCCUGGUCUGCUCCAUCAGUGUGCCAAUUAACAUCUGUGCUCUGCUGGCCUUUACUCGGGGGAUCCGUCCUAAGAAGCCAGCUGCAAUAUAUAUGCUGAACCUGGCCUUAGCCGAUCUGCUCUUUGCACUGAUGCUCCCCUUCAAGAUCUCCUACCACUUUGAAGGCAAUGACUGGAAAUUUGGUCCAUCCAUGUGCCGCGUGGUCACUGCUGCCUUUUACUGGAACAUGUACUGUUCUGUUCUUCUCAUAGCUUGCAUCAGUGUGGACCGUCUGCUUGCUGUAGUUUAUCCCAUUGACUCUCUAGCUUGGAGGAGCUCACGCACCACCGUCAAAGCCUGCAUAACCAUGUGGGUGUUAUCCUUCGCUGGCUCUGUGCCUCUUGUUUCUUCUGACCAGACUUUUAACGUCAGUGAGUUGAACAUCACCACCUGCCAUGAUGUCCACUCCACAGAUAAGAUCACCUGGUUAAAGACAUACUUCCUCACCAUCUGCUGCAUUUUUUUCUUCCUACCUCUGCUCAUCACAGUGGUGUCCUACGCUCAGAUAAUCUGGUCAUUGAGCAGAGUCCAACAUGAUGUUCCAGGAACAUCACGGAGGAGAAGAAGAGCAGUGGUGAUGACUUUGACUGUGCUGGUGAUAUUUUUGCUGUGUUUCAUGCCCACAAACUGUCUGCUGCUUGCACACUACCUGCAAUUAAACGAAGGACCCAAGAAGAGCACAGAGGCACCCGAUGGCUCUUACGCACUCUAUCUGGUGUUUCUGUGUUUGGGAAGUCUGAACUGCCUCCUGGAUCCCCUGCUCUACUACUUUGGAUCCUCGCAGUGCCAGAAACAACUAUCCAAUAUGCUGAAGUGUAAGAAGGUGACAGAGAGCAGAGAUAUCACUCAUUCAACAACUGAUUCCUGGAGGUUAAGUGUAAGAACAAUGCUGAAAACCAGAAACCUGGAAAAUACCAAACACUCUGAAUUAAACACAUCAGUGGACUCUUUCCAUCUUCAACAACUGAAACAAGAAACUACUAGUCUGACUAACUCUCACACUGUGCUGACAUUUUAAUUAACUCUUAUGUCUAAUUUUAAAGUUUAUUUAAAGUGAAAGUUCAUUGUAAAAUUAAUUUUUCUAUUCUUUAAUGAUUUUCUUUCUGAAUGUAUGUUUAUUGAUUAAACUGUUAUUGAGCUUGAAGUACUGAGAUGGAGUGAAAUAUCUGCCCUCAUAGUUUGUUUUAUGCUUCCCCCUGCUGGUGCAAACUUUACAUUAAUUAAUGUAUAUUUAAUUCAAGCUUCUUUAUUUGAUGAAUUGAUUUAUUUGGAAUAACACAAUGUAUGAAUAUGAGCAUCAAAAUAAUGCUCAUAGAUAUGUCAAUAUGUAAAAGUGUAGUAUCAUAAGUGAGGCUGCCUAUUUGUGGAAUAUCCUCUAUUCAUGAUAAUUUUUUUCUGCUUAGGUUUCUUUUUUCUAUUUAAUAUAUUAGAAUACAUAAAAAUCUUUGUAGAAGAUACAUCCAUGACAGAAAUGAGAUAUGCUAUUAUGCUGUGAAUUUGCACCACUGUCUCUGUGCUUCUCUGUCCAGCAGGUAUUGCCACAUUACUGUUAAAUAACUGGAGAGUGACCCAAGCGAUCUCCAUUAUCAAGAUGCAGUUAAGCUCUUAAUCUUACAGAGAAGCUCUUACGUCUGUGCUGGGCUGCAAGUAAUGAAUAUUUGUAAUGGAUAUUUAGUGUUUUCUGUGUGAAAGAGCAGAAAAAAGAGUUAUCUUCUCUUGCAGUUCCUUAGCUGUUUUUGUUUGUGCAACCACCAAACCACACCCUUAUACUGAAACCUUGGGAUACCAUCAAAUGAUAUAUGACAUUUCUAGACACCCAAAAAAAUAAAUAACUAAAAUAAAAGGAUGUUAUUCUUUCAUCCCAUUUAUCCUUCUUACAUUUGCAUGAAAACCUCAAAAGCUUUGAUAAGUUACAUCAUAGUUGUUCAAGAUCAACAGCUACUGGCAGUAUGGGGCAUAACGAUCACAGCAAAUAUGUAAUAAAAGCCUUGAUGUAGAUAAAAAAGGAAAAUAUCAGUUAAAAUGUAAUGCUGUAUGAGUCUCAUCUAAAUGGCUUGCUUGGUGUUUUCCUAUUAAAUGCAUGGUUGUAUUUAAACCUGUGAGUUAUUCUCUUGCAAGAAAAUAAACAGAUGUUCCCUGUUGA